AAUGCAAGGAAAACAAACCUACUUUGACGUUGCUUGCUUGCGGUCAAAAUAGGGAUUUUGUGAUUUUGGUGAAAAUAUCAAUAAAUAAGUGAUUGUAACACAAAAAUGACUGUGCACAAUUCUUAAAUAAAUCAAAUACUUUUGUGUUUAUGUGAGAAUCUGUAGAAUUAUGGUGAAAAUGGACGCGUCCAAAGUGACGAGUAAAACAAGCUCGUUGAAGGCUCUGAUCCUCAAAGCUUGGAGGGAGCGGUGGACUGAUAUACAAUGGGGCAUCAACAUCAAGACUAUACUCCCGAGAGGCGUCAGCGGCGACCUGUAUAACCUAGCAGACUGCAUCCUCCAGCAAGCAAUGGUUGGUUGUGGAGCCAACCAGUUGGUAAUAUCUUAUUUGAAGCAUUCUUUGGCAUCUCACCUCGUAUCUUACGCCGCUGUCUUACAGAGAAUCGCAAAAUUUGACGCGUUCCACAAACCUCACUGUGUUAUGAGCCUCCUUGAGUUCUUGGAGGGUGUUCUUGAUGGCAUCACUUGCCGUGGGAAAAUGGAAGAGGAAGUCCUAUCGUUUGCAGUUUCAUCAAUUAUACUGUGGCUGCUACAAGUAUACCACUACUGCCUGAGCAAGUAUCCAUCACCCAGCCCCAUACAAAGUCAAGAAUUACUAGAAAAAUCAACAUCAAUUCUAAAUUCUAUUAUCAAUGCUGAUUUCCUGCUCGCUAUGUUCUAUUUAGCUAAGCAGAAUGACCCUAAUGAGUAUAGUGAGGUAACUAAGAAAUGUCAAGAGAUCACAGCAUUUAUGAUGAUGAAUACGCAAUUUAAGGCACCCGUCACUAUUCAUGAGACUUUACAGAAGAUUUGUAAUAUGGAUAUUGAUAAAAUAGCACCAUUAAACAAUAAACCUGAGCCAGUAACUCAUUGUUUGCAAGCGUUAAUAGCUGUGAAUGUGCUGUCGAACCCUAGCGCUAAUAUGCAGCAGUUAUCCAGCCAACUUCUCAUGAUUCAGAGAAUUAAAGGGUACCCACUAUCAAGACUGUACUGUGAACUGAUAAGAGCAUGUUUCAUUUCUCUCAAUGAUUCAAGCAAAGAUGCUACAAAGCAAUCAUUGUGGGCUGCGUUUACUUUCCUUAAGAUACCUCAGGUCAUACACUACUUACACAAUAUUUGUGGUACAACAACCAAAGAUGGUGAACAUUCUAUAGAGAUUGCCGAGGCUUUUGAGAAAUUGUUGCAAUCAACACCGUUGUUAGAUGUUGUGGAUACUAAGAACUCCUGCAACAGUAUUGUUUCUUUGCUAGAGCCUCUGGUUAAGUUGAAUGUGGUAUCAGAGAGUCAUCUGGCAUACUUCAAACAGAAGCGAGAGCAUAAGGAUAUCAAAUUGCAAAAGUUGGAGCCAACAGGUCUUCAAGGAUCGGUCCCUUCAUUUAUUACAAGAGCUGAACCAACUUUAGCUGGUAUUUUGAAAACUAUGGGAGGCGAUUUCCAUAAAACUCAGGAGUCUUUGUAUGCUAUGCUUUGUCAAAUUGUUGGAGGAACAACCUUAGACACCAUAUUAGCUGUUGCUACUGUAGAAGGGAAGUUAAAAUUGUUUGUCUCAAGAUUGAUUAAAUUCAAUGAAUUUGCCUUGCUUGCUGCCAGUGAAAAGGGAGCGCCGCAGUCCAAGGUAUAUAUUUUUGAUAUAUCUUUCCUGAUUCUUUGCUCUAUAGUACAGGAUUAUGGAGCUGAUGCUGUCCUUGAUGAAAAUGGAGACUCCUUUUUUGAUAAAUGGGUAAAGGAAUGUAUGGUGUACCAAGGAGUACAUAAGUCUCCAGAUCAAAUUCUCCAAAAAUGUGAUCAGCAACUCGUGGAUAUAUUUAUUAGUCACUUGAGCGCUCCAGAUUUUGAUUUCAAAAACACAAAUAUCAAACCCCAUGAUUUAUGUAUGAAUGUAAGUGGAGUAAUAAAAGAAAUCCUGUUUGCUUGGGAGCAGGGCUCUCUUUCUGCUGCAGAUGUCAAGUGUAUGUUGGAUUCCUUGAGGCAAAAAAUGACAUCUUUAGCUGUCUGUGCUUCCGUUUGGUUAUGUUCCUACAUAAAUGUUGUGCAUCAAGAUGCAUUUUUGAAACCCAUUAACAUGGUUCAGCAAUUUUUGGUACCACCUGGUGAGGUUGAGUUGACUCAAAUUGAUAAUUUCAAGGAGAGGACUGUUUUAAUGUGUCAAAUUGUUAGAAAAAUGCAGUAUGAUAUUCAUCCUCCAUCAGUACCAAAAUCAAAAACGUUAGCAUUAACGCAUAAUAUUAUAUCGAGGCAACCUAUUUUGGAGCAAUUGCAAUCAGUUUGGGAAGAUAUAAAAUCAAGAGGCUAUCUACAUAUUGAUGCUACUCAUAUAGUAGAAAGUCUUUUGAAUACAACCGGUCCUAUUUGGUUUGUCACAAACUUGGUUAAAGAAACACUAAAAUUCCGCUAUCAAGAGGACCUUGAUAGGUCUGUGGACAUCGUGUUAGCUAUGUUUCAUUUGGAUAUUGAAAAAUGCACUGAAGCGUUGUUACUGCAUGUCUUACCUCAAUACUUAUACAACAGUAAGUUAUGCGAGGAUUUGGUAGAGCCGCAAUGUGCUAUGUUGGCAAAACUAUCAGUUUAUUGCGUUUAUGCUGCUCUCGAACACAGCAACCUGAGCAAAGGACAACCAUCUAGAAAGCGUCGUCACGAUGAUUCGGAGGACAUGGAUGCGAUGUGCACAUCUAGUAAAGUAAGGAGGUUGAAUGACAAUUCUUCCGAUAGCAUGUACUAUUCACAAGCACAUAGUGUUUCAGGAAUCACAUUGAAAGAGCCUUUACUGACCGCGCUAGAGACACUUUAUACUUCCUUCUCUCAAUUGGCUGGCAAGAACGGAGAUGUCACGCCACAGACUGAUUUUAUUUUACAGUUUCUUGUGUAUGUGGUCCAAUGUGGACAGGAUAGGGCUCCGUUGGUCUUACAGAAAAUGCCAAGUGAGUUAGUACCGACACUUAUAAAAUGUCUUCCUGAUGGCUUUAACAUCAGUCUGAUACUCCGACUGUACGACUUAACCACUCCCUAUGGACGAAAAGAUACAGCCAGGGAUUUAUGCCUUAUGAGAAAUAUGCGCCUCAGACCCGAUUAGAUAAGUUUCAUGUGCAAAAUUAUGUAUCGUCAGUUUAUGAGUUUAUAUUAUGUGUAAAAUAAAAUCGAAUUAUUCAUUA
Helicoverpa zea (corn earworm) is the source of this 3188-nucleotide messenger RNA. It is a transcript of the gene MED24, whose product is annotated as mediator of RNA polymerase II transcription subunit 24. Gene Ontology annotation, molecular function: transcription coregulator activity. Gene Ontology annotation, cellular component: mediator complex. NCBI's taxonomy places the organism in Eukaryota, Metazoa, Arthropoda, Insecta, Lepidoptera, Noctuidae. The coding region runs from base 170 to 3109 and encodes 979 amino acids. The transcript has a single exon. The record is from RefSeq and is a predicted model, not a curated record.